Messenger RNA from Trichoplusia ni (cabbage looper), 729 nucleotides. RefSeq names its product trypsin beta-like. Gene Ontology annotation, molecular function: serine-type endopeptidase activity. The coding region runs from base 1 to 729 and encodes 242 amino acids. The record is from RefSeq and is a predicted model, not a curated record. Gene Ontology annotation, biological process: proteolysis. The transcript is spliced from 2 exons. Lineage: Eukaryota; Metazoa; Arthropoda; Insecta; Lepidoptera; Noctuidae.
AUGAACUACAUUGUGAGCACGUUAAUAUUAUUUUUCCUACUACGAGUCGACGGCGUGCCUUCUGGUUUCAGAAUCUUAAGCAACAGAAAGGCUUAUGUACAUGAGUACCCGUUUAUAGUAAAACUAGAGCGACAGGUAAUUAUUUCAGGAAUAAGCGACGUUGAUGCGGCAGAUAGUGUGCACAUAUGUACUGGCACCGCCUUGUCGACUACGUUGACGCUGACGGCCGGGCAUUGCAUAGAUAGCACGAACCCUUCAAAGGUCCUCACCAACAACCUGAGAAUUAAAUGUGUGAUUCGCUACGGGAUAGCCGGGACCGAAACAGUAGACUUGAUGUCCACUAUCCGCCACCCCAGCUACAAGGACCGGCCGCGUAGUUUCCAAAACGACAUCGGUCUCCUGAGGACUACUGCAAUGCGGCUUAAUCAAUUCGGGACACUCAGCCCAUUGGACAUCAAUAUGGUAGGGGGGCAAGAAAUAAGUUUCGUCGGUUAUGAGUCUUUUUAUGAAAAUUCUUCGUUGAUAGCCCCUUCUCGUAGGCAGAUAAGUUACCCAAAGAAGGUGUUGAGGGCUAAAAUCAUUCGGAGUGAUACGAGGAAUGCAACAACUGUUCCCGGGGUAUGCGUGAUCAGGCGAUGUGUUCCGUCGUCGGUACAAGUGUGCCCAGAGGCUUCGGGCAGCCCGAUGUUACAUGCGAGCGGAAUAGUCGGAAUCAACACUUGGGAUUAA